AUGCACAGAGUGAUUAGUGAAGAGGAGGGGGUGCAGGACGGGCCAAAUGUGGAAGCGUCAGAGGGGGACACUCCAAAUGGGGACGCGCCAGAGGAGCUGAAGAAAGUCAGGGCGGAACUGAAGACAGCCAAGGAGGAGCUGAAGACGGCCAAGAAGGAGGCAAAACAACUCGAGGAGGACUUGCAGAAGGCUAAGGACCGCGCGCUCAAAUGCGAGAAGCAAAAAAGGGAAACCCUGCAGGCAGCUCAAACUGCGCAGAAGAACCUGAAGGAGUGCACCGAGAGCGGCGCGUUAAACCUCACCCAGUGCAAAGCCCAGCUGGGCGAUAGAGAAAAGCAUCUGGACGUGUGCAGGGAGAACGAAGACAAGUGUUAUGCGAAAAUGAAAGAUCUGGGCAAGCAGCACGAGGAGCGGGUGAGUAGGAAGGAAGACGAAGCGGCACAGCUGAGGGAGAAGGUGCUCAGGCUGGAAAGGGCCCUCGAGGACAUGGAGCUCAAGUUGAACGCGCACUCGCAGUCGAAGCCGCCAUCAACGCUGAACGAGAACAGCUCCGCAGGUGGUGGUGGACGCCACGGCGAGGGUGAAGACAGCGACUACCUAAUUUCAUUCCCCAUGGUGCGAAGCUACUUCGUUAAGGUAUUAAAAAUCUACAAAACGUUUUACAUAAUAGCGUUCGAGCAGACUAACUUGGCAGGGCUCCUCUCCCAGGUAGCUCUCCAUAAGGAUGCCCUGGUGACUCACCUCAAGCUUUAUGGGAGACUUACCAUGGAAAGGCUGCACGAUUAUGAGAGCUUCAUCCGCGAAAGCGAUUGGGUGACUCGACUCAUGAGCCUUUACGAAAGCUCACCUCUCAGUCAGUAUGCACAGAUGAUGAAGAGGAAAGCUGCAAGUUUUGUCUCUACGGUGAGGAGGCUGUUGCUCCAAAAAGUGGUGCACCCCGUGAGUCGAGAGCUCUACCCUCAGAUGAUACAGUCGAUGAGAAAUAAAUACAUGAGCAUUGAGUGGGACCUCUUCCUCCAGAAGUUACAUAACAAUUCGGAAGUCCUGGUGGUGAAGCUAAAUUCUAUAAACCCAGAAUUGCAGGGGGUCAUUUCCCCUCGGUUGGAAGAUCAGCUGAUUUUGCUAAUUUUCUUCACCAUGGUGAAUAUCAUUCACUUGUAUUUACUUUUUUAUUUGCUGUUCCUUUUGGUUAAGCUAUUUAAACGGGUGAGUAUUUGUUUGUUCGUGUGGGGCUUCUUUUUCGUGUCUGUGGCCUACCGAUGCACCGUCUUUGUGCUGACGCUGCCGAUACGGCCGUGCUUGCGGAAGCGCGGCAACCGCAGUAGGAAGGCGUACCGCAGGCACGAGGAGAGGACCUGCGCAAACCCGGAGCGCGUCUCGUACCAGCAGCAGGAGAUUAAGAAGAUGCACCGGGGGCACAGCGUCCACCAGCGGAGGGGCUGA
Messenger RNA from Plasmodium vivax (malaria parasite P. vivax), 1443 nucleotides. RefSeq lists its product as hypothetical. Bases 1 to 1443 code for a protein of 480 amino acids. The transcript has a single exon. The record is from RefSeq and is a predicted model, not a curated record. NCBI's taxonomy places the organism in Eukaryota, Apicomplexa, Aconoidasida, Haemosporida, Plasmodiidae.